AGCCUUUAUUUUGAUCUAAUUUCCUUUUUUGCCGUGAUCUAUUAUAUUGGGUAAGUUUACCGUUUUUUAUUACCGUUUUAUAUUUAAUUAUCAUUUAUUGAGCCACGCGUUUCCCAAGUGACGUCAGACCAUGUGUUGUCACUUCUUAUCCAUCAUCCCACGUCUUGCAUCUCACGCGCGUCAGGGGUAUCACGUUUUUUGAUAUUCAUGAUAAUUGCUCCCUAUUUUGUAGACUUGUAAGUAUACUGUCUAGUUAGAGGGAGGGAGCGGUUUAUAGGGUUUUUUAGUGGGUUUCUUUUUUUCAAGUUGAGAAAUUUCUAGUGUGGGUAUUUUUUAGAGAGAGUUUUGAAAUUCAAAAUUUCUCUCUAUUUAGUGUGGCAGUUUCAUAGAGGGUUAUUCAUUUGAAACUUUCUCAAAAAAAUCUGAUUGUAAAUGGUUAAUACUCGUUCUUCCCUUUCUCCAUCUGGUUCAUCGAAGCUUCUUCUUGACAAGUUAAAAAUGAAGAAAACGAUUUCUGAAGAUGACAAUGAAGAUCUUUCUGGUGGUUCUGAGGGCUCUGGUGAUGUUUCUGUUAAGGAAGUGAAGAGGAAGCAAUAUAAUCGUGGAAACAAGAAGGUUACUGACGAUCGACCUUUGAAAAAAUUGAAACAAGUUGUUGAAUAUGAUGAGGACUUCUACGACAGUGAUGAUCUAGAAGUUGAGAACAAUGAAUCGAUGAAGGAGUGGGAGUUAUAUUUCAAGCAUGAGGAUAGGGUUGGUGGAAGAAUAAUUUUUUUUCCUAACCAUGAAAACAAUGUUAUUGCCAUUAUCAAUAGUAAAUUGACUCCUUCUCAAGCAAAUUUGGCCGAGUUCUUCAUUGUAUUUGGUUUAUUAUGUGUUGGUGAUUCUGAUAUGAGUGGUUAUGCAAAGAAGGAGAAUGCAUUUGUGGAUAAGUAUUUUAGUGAUCAACAAGUAACGAUCGAUCUUUGUGGAGGAGAGGUUUAG
Cannabis sativa is the source of this 984-nucleotide messenger RNA. RefSeq lists its product as uncharacterized. Bases 433 to 984 code for a protein of 183 amino acids. The record is from RefSeq and is a predicted model, not a curated record. The transcript is spliced from 3 exons. Lineage: Eukaryota; Viridiplantae; Streptophyta; Magnoliopsida; Rosales; Cannabaceae.